This is a messenger RNA of Clunio marinus, 2298 nucleotides long. NCBI's taxonomy places the organism in Eukaryota, Metazoa, Arthropoda, Insecta, Diptera, Chironomidae. The record is from the annotation of a GenBank genome assembly.
GUAGGUAUAGUGAAAAACGAGAAAAUUAUAAUUUUGGUUCUUGCAGUUUUGAACAAAAUUUAUCAAUUUAAACCCGGCAAGGAAGUCGAAGGAAGAAUAAAGGGCUUGAAGCGAAACAUAAAUGAUUAUCAGGAAAUAUGAUGGCCUCCGAAUUUGAUCCAGUUUUAUCGAAGCUGUUGACUUCCUUGAACGAAGCUGACAAUAAACUUUCUGGAGAACAAGAACUUCAGUUUUUACAAUCACUUUUGCAGUCGAAAGAGAUUAAUGCACUUGUUAAUGUUCACCACAAAGUUGCCAAAAUUGGAAAAGAUGAUCGUAUUGCUCCCGUUUUAUCAGCCUCUAUGCAGGUUGCUUUGGAAAUUCUUGAACUUUUAGCUCCCCGGUGCCAUAUUUCACCGGUUGCCAAAGAACUUUUUCAUUUACUUCAAACACCCCACUUACAGAGCUUGAUGUGUGCUCAUGACGCUGUAGCGCAAAAAGACUUUUAUCCACAUUUGCCUGAAAUUCCUGUUGAAAUGGAUGAAGAUGAAGAAACUAUAAAAAUUGUUCAACUAGUCAAAAGUAACGAGCCUUUGGGCGCAACCAUUAAAACUGAUGAAGAGACGGGAAAAAUUAUCAUAGCUCGGAUAAUGCAUGGUGGUGCUGCCGACAGAUCUGGUCUGAUUCAUGUCGGCGACGAAGUAAUUGAAGUUAACAACAUUAAUGUAGAAGGCAAAACACCUGCUGAUGUUCUAACUAUUUUGCAAAACUCUGGUGGAAUAAUAACAUUCAAGCUCGUUCCAACUGAUGGUAAAAUGGGUCAACGUGAGAGUAAAGUACGAGUUAAAGCGUAUUUUGACUAUGAUCCCGACAACGAUCCAUACAUUCCAUGCAAAGAAGCUGGACUUGCUUUUAAUCGCGGUGAUAUUCUGCACAUUGUUUCACAGGAUGACGCGUAUUGGUGGCAAGCAAGAAAGGAAGUUGACAAAACUACUCGUGCAGGUUUGAUCCCUUCACGCGCAUUACAAGAACGUCGCAUAAUUCAUGAGAGAAAUCAAAUCUCUAAAGAUACAAGUGGAAGUGAAUCAAAAACGGAAAAUGACGAUUUUGAUCGUGAGUUGAUUCCAACUUACGAGGAAGUUGCUAAGCUGUUUCCAAGACCAGGAGUUUACCGUCCAAUUGUCUUGAUCGGUGCACCUGGUGUUGGCAGGAAUGAACUUAUUCGUUUACUAAGCACAAAAGAUUCAGAAAAAUAUAUUUCUCCAGUACCUUAUACAACGCGACCAAUGCGCCAAGGUGAAGUAUCUGGACGUGAAUACAUUUUUGUGUCACGUGAGAAAAUGGAAGCUGACAUCGCAAGUGGCAAAUUUAUUGAACAUGGAGAGUUUAAAGGUCAAUUAUAUGGAACAUCAGCUGACAGUGUCAAAAAUAUUAUGAAUGUUGGAGGAGUUUGCAUUUUGAAUCCACAUUAUCAAGCUAUCAAAGCAUUGAGAACACCACAACUGAAGCCAUAUAUAAUUCACAUCAAGCCUCCCGCGUUCCAAGAGUUGAAAAUGUCGAGACUCACAUCGAAAGCUAUUUCAACUCAUGAUGAGACGAGAUCUCGAGGAUUCACGGAUGACGAGUUUAAUGAAAUGAUUAAAUCAGCUGAUCGAAUUGAAUUUCUUUACGGUCAUUUCUUUGAUGACACUAUCAUUAAUGAUGACCUUGAUGCAGCAUUUGAUAAAUUGGAGAAAUCCGUGACUCGCGCUGAGAAUGAAUCAAUUUGGGCGCCAGCUUAUUGGGUGCAAUAGAAAAGUUUUUUUUCUUGUUUUUCCUUUUUCGUUUUCUUGUUAACUAUUUAUUAUUAAUUAUUUAAUUGAUUUGUGGCUAAAUAAAAGCAAAUGUUUGAGCUGUAAAAAAUUUAAAAAUCUAUACAACGUCAAAUUGUCAUCGCACUUCUUACUUUCGCCACAUGUGAUGAAGAAAAAUCCCCGUUUGAAAUUUAUUUUUCAUAUCCUAGAAAAUGUACCUAGAGGAGCUGUUGUAGAAAAGAUUAAAGAAACCUUCAAAGCAAAAGACAAACUGCAAACAUCCAAUGCCAUCAAAGUAAAUAAUGCUUCUUUAUGUAAAGAAUCCAUUAUGUAUUGAAAGGAUAAUUAAUAGUUCUAUUGUCAUGCUCUAAUAAUAUUGAAAACUGAACAUAAUUAUUAAAUAAAAGAAGAAAUAUAAAUUUGUGAAAAAGAUCGUCUUACUUAUUACCAUUUAUCGAUUAUUUGUUUACAACAUUUAUUUACCGAAGUUUUAAGCAUGUUAAAUGUGAAGGAUUUACUUUGGAUG